UCCCACGGGUUCAGUUUUGCCAGCUUCAGUUUCCACUAAUAGCAGUUCAGCAGUGAGGUAGGAGACAAGUCAGUAGUCCAGUAGUGCUUUUACUACUGUGUGAAGAAACAGAGAUUCCAGCUUCAUUUUCAAGGGUCUGAGCAUUUCAGAAAUUGCCUCAAAAAUGAGUAACAUGGGUGUGGAGAUGCUUGCUUUCACCCUGGCGGUUUCAGGCUGGAUUCUAAUAUCCUCUACCAUCCCUACUGACUACUGGAAAGUGUCUUCAAUCGAUGGCACUGUCAUUACCACUGCCACCUUCUGGUCCAACCUCUGGAAGACCUGCGUCACAGAUUCGACUGGAGUGUCCAACUGCAAGGACUUCCCAUCCAUGCUGGCACUGGAGGGUUACAUCCAAGUCUGCAGAGGCCUCAUGAUUGCUGCUGUCUGCCUGGGAUUUUUUGGAAGCAUACUCUCCUUGGUUGGGAUGAAGUGUACCAAGAUUGGAGGAUCAGAUAAGACCAAAGCUAGAAUUGCUUGUCUGGCAGGAAUACAUUUCAUACUUGGCGGUUUGUCGUCUGUGACCGCAUGCUCGCUGUAUGCACACAGAAUUACAUCUGAGUUUUUUGACCCCACUUAUAUAGCACAAAAAUAUGAAUUAGGAGCUGCUUUGUUCAUAGGGUGGGCAGGCUCGGCACUCUGCAUCCUUGGGGGGAUUGCUCUCUGUUUCUCAAUGGCAGGCAAUGGGACAAGCAAAAGGGCAGGUUACACUUACAGUGGAGCAGCCUCCUUUAUCUCCUCUCGAACUAAAGUGCAGAACACGGCAGCAGAUGUGAGGUCUGCCAGAGGCAAUGGAAAUCCACCAAAACACUUUGACAAAAAUGCCUAUGUUUAACAGAACAAAGAAAGAACCUGGAUGCAUUCUUUAGUGAGGCUCUCCGAUCAAACUUUGAAAACAGAAGCAGGAACUUUAUUGUCACAUACAGAGCACCGUUCCUUAACAGUUGCUUAUUUUAAAUUAAUAAGCAUGGGCACUGUACUUGUAUAAUUAGUAUUUGAAGAGAUUGCAUAUUAUUUAAUGCUGAAAUUAGUAAGUUGACCCAAUAUGAAAGGUAUUGGCAGUGUCCAAAAAAACAUUUAUUUUGUAAAGUCUUUGGCUGUUUUACCCCUGAUCUGACCCAGCACACUUAAAAUGAUCUAGUGGACCUACAGUUUGAUUUCAUGUGAAUACAAUCCAUGUUCUAAUUAUCCCUGUUCUAGUGAAACGAUAGCUCAUAUAAGGACACCCAGGUGACUUUUAAAAACCCUGUGGAAUUUAAAGCUCCACUGCCGUCUCAAUAUAGCUUUUAGAUAAAUAUGUAACUUCCAAGUACAUCUGGUUCAUCACAUUGUAACCAUUAACCUCUCCUGGAACACUCCUGUCUGUAAGAACAUAAGAACAUAAGAAAGUUUACAAAUGAGAGGAGGCCAUUCAGCCCAUCUUGCUCGUUUGGUUGUUAGUAGCUUAUUGAUCCCAGAAUCUCAUCAAGCAGCUUCUUGAAGGAUCCCAGGGUGUCAGCUUCAACAACAUUACUGGGGAGUUGGUUCCAGACCCUCACAAUUCUCUGUGUAAAAAAGUGCCUCCUAUUUUCUGUUCUGAAUGCCCCUUUAUCUAAUCUUCAUCUGUGACCCCUGGUCCUUGUUUCUUUUUUCAGGUCAAAGAAGUCCCCUGGGUUGACACUGUCUAUACCUUUUAGAAUUUUGAAUGUUUGAAUCAGA
Molecule: messenger RNA, 1734 nt
Organism: Acipenser ruthenus (sterlet)
Lineage: Eukaryota; Metazoa; Chordata; Actinopteri; Acipenseriformes; Acipenseridae
Product: claudin-10
Exons: 5
Coding region: 164-871 (235 amino acids)
Biological process (GO): bicellular tight junction assembly; cell adhesion
Cellular component (GO): bicellular tight junction; plasma membrane
Molecular function (GO): structural molecule activity
Source: RefSeq, a predicted model, not a curated record